AUUAGGGAUGCAAUUGUAAUGAUUUGGAAAAAUCAAUGAAUAUAUUAUAAAAUUAGUUGAAAUUAAAAAGAGAGAGUAGUUUAUAAGAAAAAAGAAGAGUUAGAGUAGAGAGGUGGCGAGAGAUGAUGAAAUUGGAGGAGGAAGCAGCAGCUGGAAAAUCAAACGGAUCAGCUUCAAGCCUUAGAUUGUCUUCUCUCUUAGCCUCCGCAGAUCGGGAUUUUCUUCUUUCCUCCGACGGAACUCAGCAGGUGAAAGUUUCUGAACUUGAAGGGAAAGUGAUAGGCUUAUACUUUUCAGCUAACUGGUACCUGCCAUGUAAGAAUUUCAAUGAGAUGCUAGUUGAAACAUAUGAGCAGUUGAAGAGAAACGACUCGAAUUUUGAGGUUGUCUUUGUAUCAUCCGAUGAGAAUUUGAAUGCGUUCGAUAACUAUCGAGCACCGAUGCCAUGGCUUUCAAUUCCAUUUUCUGAUUUGGAGACGAAGAAGGCGUUAGACCGUAAAUACAACAUUGAAAGUAUUCCUUGUUUAGUUGUUUUGCAACCAAAUGAUAAUAAAGAUGAGGAGGCGACACUGCACAAUGGAGUUGAUAUGCUUUAUCGAUUCGGUGUCCAAGCCUUUCCAUUUACUAAAGAGAGACUAGUGGAGUUGAAAUUGCAAGAACAAGAGAAACAUGAUACUCAGACUUUAACAAAUUUACUAACAAAUCAUGAUAGAGACUAUCUUUUGGCUCAUCCUGCACCGAAACAGGUGCCGGUUGCUUCACUGACGGGUAAAACAAUCGGACUAUUCUUCACAGCCAACUGGUGUCGUCCAGGUGUGAAGUUUACUCCCAAGCUAAUUUCUAUCUACCAUAAGAUUCAACAGACGCUAAUGGAGAAGAACAAGGAGGAGUUUGAGAUUGUGUUUGUGUCGAGUGAUCGAGAUCAAGAAGAAUUUAACGCCUCUUUCAAUAGCAUGCCAUGGUUGGCAUUGCCUUUUGGAGAUCCUACAAUCAAAAACUUAGCUAAGCAUUUCUAUGUGCAGGGUAUCCCUUGUUUGAUAAUUAUUGGACCCGAUGGUAAAACCAUUACCAAGAAUGGGAGAAACCUAAUAAACUUGUAUAAGGAAAAUGCAUACCCUUUUACUGAAGCAAAAGUGGAGUUGCUAGAGAAACAGAUGGAUGAAGAGGCUAAAAACUUGCCUAGAUCAGAGUACCAUGCUGGACAUAGGCAUGAGCUGAAUUUGGUAUCGGAAGGAAGUGGUGGAGGGCCAUUUAUUUGUUGUGAUUGCGAUGAGCAAGGGUCUGGUUGGGUUUACCAAUGUCUUGAAUGUGGCUAUGAGGUGCACCCCAGGUGUGUGAGGGUUGUGAACCCUGGCUCAACCGGCGUGUGACAGAUGAAUAAGCUUUCAGGUCAAUUCAGCUACUCAAAGGGUGCUAAUUGAACUCUUAUGCUAAUUAUAGUGUGUAUAUGUGUUCAUGCCUUGGACUGUCAUCUGCAUGAUAUCAUAAUUUAGUUGCAAGGUGAAAACUUAUUGAUCUUUUCAUGUUUUCUUAAUAUUACAUCAUUACAACAAACUUAAUUUGUA
This is a messenger RNA of Mercurialis annua (annual mercury), 1565 nucleotides long. RefSeq names its product probable nucleoredoxin 2. The transcript has 3 exons. NCBI's taxonomy places the organism in Eukaryota, Viridiplantae, Streptophyta, Magnoliopsida, Malpighiales, Euphorbiaceae. The record is from RefSeq and is a predicted model, not a curated record. The coding region runs from base 123 to 1370 and encodes 415 amino acids.